CUUUAUUCUUUUGUAAUAACAACAAAAUGGUUAAAACGACGUCGUCCCCUUCUUCCUGCUCUCCUGUGACCAUUACAGUGUCCUCCGGAGGCAAAACAGGAGGAAGCAGAAGCAUGGGACUAACGAGUCCCAUUCCUCGUGCUUCAGUCUCCAACAACCAAAAUUCUCCUCUGAGUUCUAGAUCAAACAGAGCUUCCCUCGGUGUAAGGAGGCUCUCAGGUGGAGGAGAUGGCAUGGAAGAAAUGAACUCAGAAUACGUAACAUACACUGUUCACAUUCCUCCAACCCCUGAUCGCCAACCCCUCUCAACAUCACAAACAAGCAUCCCCGAAGAUAAUAACAGCAAGAACAACAACACCAGCUACAUCUCUGGCACAAUCUUCACUGGGGGUUUCAACUCUGUCACACGUGGCCACGUCAUAGAAUGCUCAAUGGAACGCGAUGAGACCCUUAAAUCUGGGUUGGUUUGUGGAAUGAAAGGUUGUGAUGAGGAAGCAGUAGCAAGGGCUAAUGGUCCAUGCGAGUGUGGGUUUAAGAUUUGCAGGGACUGUUACUUGGAGUGUGGUGGAAAUGGAGGAGGAGGAGGAGGUACUGCUGGCAAGUGUCCUGGUUGCAAAGAGCCUUAUAAGUAUAUGAGCGAUGAUGAUGAUGAACAAGAAGAAGAAGAGGAAGCUGAAGACCAGGCACUGCCUUUGCCUUCCAUGGCAGAGUUCAAAUUGGACAAAAGGCUUUCUCUUGUGAAAUCCUUCAAGGCACAGAACCACCCUCCUGAUUUUGACCACACUCGCUGGCUCUUUGAAACUAAAGGAACCUAUGGCUAUGGAAAUGCUGUGUGGCCUAAAGAUGGGUAUGGUGCUAAUGGAUUCGAACCUCCUCCGGAGUUUGGAGAGAAAGCAAGAAGACCCUUGACCCGUAAGGUUGGAGUUUCAGCUGCUAUUCUCAGUCCUUAUAGGUUGCUUAUUCUGCUACGUCUUGCUGCUUUGUGCUUGUUUCUUACAUGGAGGAUUAGACACCCCAACCAUGAAGCACUUUGGCUGUGGGCAAUGUCCAUAACUUGUGAGCUUUGGUUUGCAUUUUCGUGGCUUCUUGAUCAGCUCCCUAAACUCUGCCCUGUGAACAGAGUCACUGAUCUCUCUGUGCUCAAAGAGAGGUUUGAGUCACCGAACCUUCGCAACCCAAAAGGGAGGUCUGAUUUACCCGGCAUUGACGUGUUCGUUUCCACGGCAGACCCAGAGAAGGAGCCUCCUCUUGUCACUGCCAAUACCAUUCUAUCUAUCCUUGCAGUUGAUUAUCCAGUGGAGAAGGUUGCGUGUUACUUAUCUGAUGAUGGUGGUGCUUUGUUGACUUUUGAAGCUCUUGCUGAGACAGCUAGCUUUGCUAGAAUAUGGGUUCCUUUCUGUAGAAAACACCAGAUAGAGCCCCGAAAUCCCGAAGCAUACUUUGGGCAGAAGCGUGAUUUUCUCAAGAACAAGGUUCGGUUGGACUUUGUGAGAGAGAGGAGAAGAGUGAAGAGGGAAUAUGAUGAAUUCAAAGUGAGGAUAAAUUCAUUACCUGAAUCCAUAAGGAGAAGAUCCGAUGCUUACAAUGCUCAUGAGGAGUUACGAGCCAAGAAGAAACAGAUGGAAGCAGGUUCUAAUGUGUCUGAACCAAUUAAGGUUCCUAAAGCUACAUGGAUGUCUGAUGGUUCUCAUUGGCCAGGAACUUGGGCAUCAGCAGAACAAGACCACUCAAGAGGGGACCAUGCUGGUAUAAUUCAGGCAAUGUUGGCUCCACCAAAUGCAGAACCUGAAUUUGGUGCAGAAGCUGAUGGGGAGAACUUGAUUGACACGACAGAUGUUGAUAUCAGGUUGCCAAUGCUUGUUUAUGUGUCGCGUGAGAAGAGGCCGGGAUACGAUCACAACAAGAAAGCAGGAGCCAUGAACGCUCUUGUUCGGACCAGUGCCAUAAUGUCCAAUGGACCAUUCAUUCUGAAUCUUGAUUGUGAUCAUUAUAUAUACAAUUCCUUGGCUCUCAGAGAAGGAAUGUGCUUUAUGCUUGACAGGGGUGGUGAUAGGAUAUGCUACGUUCAGUUCCCUCAAAGGUUUGAGGGCAUUGACCCCAGUGAUCGAUAUGCAAACCACAACACAGUGUUCUUUGAUGUGAGCAUGAGAGCUCUUGAUGGCUUACAGGGUCCAAUGUACGUGGGAACAGGCUGCAUAUUCAGAAGAACAGCUCUUUAUGGGUUUAGUCCUCCUAGAGCUACAGAACAUCAUGGUUGGCUUGGAAGGAGGAAAAUUAAGCUGUUUUUGAGAAAGCCUAAGGUGUCAAAGAAGGAAGAAGAUGAAGUGGCUCUGCCAAUAAAUGGUGAUCCUAAUGAUGAUGAUGCAGAUAUUGAGUCCUUGCUUCUUCCUAAAAGGUUUGGGAAUUCUACUUCACUUGCUGCAUCCAUUCCUGUGGCAGAAUACCAGGGAAGGUUGCUUCAAGACUUGCAAGGAAAGGGAACACAUGGAAGGCCGGCAGGUUCUCUUGCUGUGCCUAGAGAACCAUUAGAUGCAGCCACUGUUGCUGAGGCAAUUAGUGUCAUAUCUUGUUUCUACGAGGACAAGACUGAAUGGGGCAAAAGAGUUGGGUGGAUAUAUGGUUCAGUUACAGAAGAUGUGGUGACUGGUUACAGAAUGCACAAUAGAGGGUGGAGAUCUGUGUACUGUGUGACCAAGAGGGAUGCUUUUAGAGGAACAGCUCCAAUCAAUUUGACAGACAGGCUCCACCAAGUGCUUAGAUGGGCAACAGGAUCUGUUGAGAUCUUCUUCUCGAGGAACAAUGCGUUAUUGGCUAGUCCUAGAAUGAAAUUCUUGCAGAGGGUGGCAUAUUUCAAUGUGGGAAUGUACCCUUUCACGUCAAUGUUUUUGAUUGUCUAUUGCUUUCUACCUGCAGUGUCACUUUUUUCAGGGCAGUUUAUAGUUCAAUCCCUGAGUGCAACUUUUCUAGUGUUCUUGUUGGGCAUCACAAUCACACUGUGCUUGCUUGCACUGCUUGAGAUCAAGUGGUCAGGAAUCACUCUGCAUGAUUGGUGGCGAAAUGAACAGUUUUGGUUGAUUGGUGGCACAAGUGCACAUCCUGUUGCUGUUUUACAAGGGUUGUUGAAGGUCAUAGCAGGAGUAGACAUAUCAUUCACCUUGACGUCAAAGUCAGCCACUUCAGAAGAUGGAGAUGAUGAGUUUGCUGAUCUUUAUGUGGUAAAGUGGAGCUUUCUAAUGAUCCCUCCAAUUACAAUUAUGAUGGUGAACACCAUUGCUAUUGCUGUAGGAGUAGCCAGGACUAUGUACAGCCCAUUUCCACAAUGGAGCAAACUAGUAGGAGGGGUGUUUUUCAGCUUCUGGGUCUUAUGCCAUCUUUACCCGUUUGCGAAGGGUUUAAUGGGAAGGAGAGGGAAGGUUCCAACCAUAGUUUAUGUUUGGUCUGGAUUGCUCUCCAUUAUUAUCUCUUUGCUUUGGGUGUACAUAAACCCUCGCUCUUCUGAAUCUCCAUCCACCUCUCUAUCCUCUUCGUGUACCCUUCCUUCCUCCACUUCCCCAGAUCCAUCACCAUCACUCCCGUGUUGAAGUAACACGCCUUCCGCUGCGCGAACGUCCCGGAAAAUCUUUGCUCCGACCAAAACCCCGCCGUGAAAUACUUCGUGAAGUUCGCGUGGCAGUAUUCCGGCGCCCCGAUUGCGCGCGAACCAAGACUCGCGCCCCACAGUUUGG
Messenger RNA from Abrus precatorius (Indian licorice), 3725 nucleotides. RefSeq names its product cellulose synthase-like protein D5. The transcript has 4 exons. The coding region runs from base 27 to 3581 and encodes 1184 amino acids. Gene Ontology annotation, cellular component: trans-Golgi network; plasma membrane. Gene Ontology annotation, molecular function: mannan synthase activity; cellulose synthase (UDP-forming) activity. The record is from RefSeq and is a predicted model, not a curated record. Gene Ontology annotation, biological process: cellulose biosynthetic process; plant-type primary cell wall biogenesis. NCBI's taxonomy places the organism in Eukaryota, Viridiplantae, Streptophyta, Magnoliopsida, Fabales, Fabaceae.